This is a messenger RNA of Emiliania huxleyi CCMP1516, 390 nucleotides long. RefSeq lists its product as hypothetical. The record is from RefSeq and is a predicted model, not a curated record. Gene Ontology annotation, molecular function: dynein intermediate chain binding. The transcript is spliced from 4 exons. Gene Ontology annotation, cellular component: cytoplasmic dynein complex; cytoplasm. Gene Ontology annotation, biological process: microtubule-based movement. NCBI's taxonomy places the organism in Eukaryota, Haptophyta, Isochrysidales, Noelaerhabdaceae. The coding region runs from base 1 to 390 and encodes 129 amino acids.
AUGACAGAGGAGGGCAGCACGCACCAACUGCGGCCAUCCUUCAAUGAGCGCUUUAAGGCUCCGGCGGUCAAGGUCCUCCUCGGCUCGGUCCUUUCCGAGCGUCUCGCAGACAAGAGCUACUCGGCGGAUGGCGCGGCGCAGUGGUCAAAGGAGAUAUCGGACGAGAUUAAGAGCAGGCAAGGGCUCAAGGCAGAGUUUGACCUACCGCGCUACAAGUUUGUGGUGCAGGAACACGCCGGGCACACGGCGACUGAGAGCUGCGAGUCGCUUGGCGGUAGGUUUGCAGGCCGAUGCUUGUGGGACCACAACACUGACGCCUUCGCCGAAGACUCUUACCGUAAUGACUCCCUCUUCUGCGUCGCCUCCGCCUAUGGCGUCUACCUGUACUAG